Striga asiatica is the source of this 846-nucleotide messenger RNA. NCBI's taxonomy places the organism in Eukaryota, Viridiplantae, Streptophyta, Magnoliopsida, Lamiales, Orobanchaceae. The record is from the annotation of a GenBank genome assembly.
AUGCACUUGCCUAUCCACUUAGUAGAUGAAGUUAAGUUGAGUGGACCAGUACAUGGAUGGUCGAUGUUGUCAAUUGAGAGAUACCUUGGAAAACUGAAAUCAAAUGUUCGGAAUCGCAGCUGUCCAGAAGGUUCUAUUGCUGAAGGAUAUUUGGCAGAAGAGUGUUUGGUGUUUUGCUCAAGAUAUUUGAAGGAAGCUCAACAACAUAGCCAAGAGUUCAUGUUUUGGCUUAAAGAAAAGGUUGAGUUAGACCAAGACCAAGUUCCUCCUUAUAUUAAAUGGUUGUCUUUAGGACCAUGUAAUGUUGCACGAAGGUAUGUGGGUUAUAUUGAUCAUAAUCCCGUUACUGGAAAAGUUCUUUAUUAUGUAGUGAUACAAGAGAUCAUUGAGCUAGAUUAUUGGAGAUCGUUUAGUGUCGUGUUAUUCCGAUGCGACUGGUUUCAUGUAGAAAAUGAUGACUAUGGUUUCGCUCGUGUUAAUUUCAACAAGAAUUGUUAUUCAGAUGACCCUUUUGUGCUAGCUUCACAAGUGCAUCAAGUCUUUUAUGUUGAAGAUCCAAUAGAAGAGGGUUGGCAUUACACGACAAAGAAUUUGCCAAAAGAGUUUUUUGGUUUCGGUGAAACAGAGGAAGCUUUUUUGGUUGAACCUAAUGAAGUUCUUGAUGAUAUGAUAGGGAAUAUGGUUAAUGAUAGUGAUGAUGUGAGAUGGUGUAGAGAAGAUAUACCUCAUACUGUUGUUGACAUGCAUGGCAAUACUUUCCCCAAUGAUUCCGAUUAUGCUUCUGGUGAGAACAAUGGAAAUGAAUGGAAUAUGGCUGGCACAAAUUUAUCGUGUAUUGGUCCUUGA